AUGAUGAAAGACACAGGUCAUCAUGAAAAAGAACCCGAAAUUCAGAUUGGAGCUCCCACGGAUGUUAAACAUGUAGCCCACAUUGGAUGUGAUGGUCCUUCUACCCCUGCACCUAGUUGGAUGAACGGGUAUCAAAGCGGUUCAGAGGCUCAACCUGGCGAAACAAAUGCUGGAUCGAAAGAUCUUGGAGGCACUAAUUCUUCACUAGGUGACCCACACAAGGCAAGACAAAGCAGGCGGUCGUCUCACGGGCAUGAGUCAUCCAACCACAGGUCCAGAAAGAACAAGAGCAACAAUGGUGAAUCUUCAGCCAACGAAAGCAGUCGAACCAGGAGAAUCAAGAACUCGAUUCUCGGGUCAGAGACACCCGAACCAGAAACAAAUGUGAAAAAAUCGAGAAAGAAACAAGGCGGCGAAGGAACCACAAGAUCCUCCAGAACCAGAAACAAAGACCCGUCAACCACAGAUUCUGGUUGCAUUGACGGGGUGUGCCAAAAACCACAUGAUUAAACAGUUGAACACACGAAGAACAAACGCGUUGAUUGAGCUUGUAACAAAAUGGAUGAUAAACUUUUACAGAAAUGAAUCUGUAACAAAUUUAUAUUGCAUUCUUAUUUAUGAAACUUUAGAUCAUAUUGUAUAAUUGUACAUAUGAAGAAAUGUGAUUUCAAAAUUCAAAUUACAUUUUUUA
This is a messenger RNA of Helianthus annuus (common sunflower), 691 nucleotides long. RefSeq names its product CRIB domain-containing protein RIC7. The record is from RefSeq and is a predicted model, not a curated record. The transcript is spliced from 4 exons. Lineage: Eukaryota; Viridiplantae; Streptophyta; Magnoliopsida; Asterales; Asteraceae. Bases 1 to 510 code for a protein of 169 amino acids.